This is a messenger RNA of Aplysia californica (California sea hare), 3604 nucleotides long. Its product is annotated as steroid 17-alpha-hydroxylase/17,20 lyase. NCBI's taxonomy places the organism in Eukaryota, Metazoa, Mollusca, Gastropoda, Aplysiida, Aplysiidae. The record is from RefSeq and is a predicted model, not a curated record. Gene Ontology annotation, molecular function: iron ion binding; heme binding; oxidoreductase activity, acting on paired donors, with incorporation or reduction of molecular oxygen.
ACGACACAACUGUCAUGGACCCCUGCACUCUUCCGGUACUGGGUCUUUGCCUCAUCGUUUUAGGUUGGCUGUAUCAACGGCAGAUUCGAACCAAAGACAAGCAACUUUACGGGCGAGCCAUCCCCGGACCCACUGGGUGGAGGAGUAUGAAGGCCUUUCUCAGCGGUGCUUUCAAUAACAACCUUCACAUCUUUGCCUGGGAGUGCGCCAGACGCUAUGGCGACGUCGUCCAAGUCACUCUUGGAAGCCAAGCCACAAUCUUUCUGAACAAUCCCAAGACGAUACGCAAGCUCUUCAGCGACAACGACAUCAAACGUUUCUCCAACGACAGACCCCCCUCCUUUAUCGGGAAGUACAUUGUGUAUGACACCCACAAUAUGGCCUUUACACAUCGCACAUCGGUACAGCAGCAGAGGAGAAAAGUUUUUCACCGCGUCUUGAAAUUUUACGGGGAAAAUGUGUGCCGUAUCGAAGGCAUCAUCGUCAAAGUUUUAUCCAAACUGACAGAACACAUGAAAAACAAGAGCGAGAUUGAGCUAACUGACCUUGUCUCUGAUACGGUUCUAGAAAUGAUUUAUAUUCUUUUAGCAGGUGAUCUCACAUCAAAGUCCCAAGAGAGCAUGAACGUGCUUAGACACUUCAACCGUAAGUGGGAGCAGUUCUUCGUCUUUGAAAUCGAGACUGUACUACAAUGCUUCCCCUUUUUAAGAAAAGUUCCGGGCCUCCCAUUUAAGCGAAAGUAUGAAACUUUGCUUCAGGCUCGCGACGACGUCAUGGAGCACUAUUUCCACGACAUGAAAAACACAUACAGUAAGGACCAGGAGCGGGGCAUUGUAGACUAUCUUUUGACAGCACAAGCAGAACUACUAGAAAGUGGGGACGAUUUCACCAUUACCGAUGACACUAUUAAAGCUUCCAUCUGCGAAACAACCGCAGCAGCUUAUGUCAGCAGCACCAGCACCGUCAGCACUCUCUUUCUCAUCUUAUUACAGCACCCAGACAUCCAAGAAAAAAUGUACACUGAGAUAGCUGGUGUCGUCGGCGCUGAGGAAACGCCCCAAUUACUACACAGGUCCCAACUUCCCUACGUCGAGGCCACAAUCCUAGAGACUCUGAGAUACACCACUGUUAGUCCUUUCCUCCUGCCUCACUAUACACGGACAGAUAUUUCAUUCGAAGGGAUGCAUAUACCACGGAACUCUGUUCUUGUGAUGAAUGCCUGGCAUUGUCACAGACGCGAGGACUUGUGGGAAGACCCCUGGACAUUCAAGCCGGAGAGAUUCCUGAAUGAGAAAGGCGAGCUCCUGGCCUCCAACCAUCCCGUUCGGAUGAACUUGGUGGCGUUUGGUGCUGGAAGUCGACAGUGUCCCGGGGAGACGUUCUCCAAGUCUCGGCUGUUCCUCAUCGUGGCUACCCUACUGAACAAUUUCGAGUUUUUCCCCUUAGAAGGAGUCCCACUGCCUUCCGAGGACCCACGAGACUGGCCUGACGGGAACGUUAUCAAAGCUCCCGAGCCAUUUCGUUGUGGUCUCCGAAAGCGACAUUAUGAAACAAAGGCCUAAAGCGAAAGAGGACUGCUACAGCAGACCCUGUUGUAUUCUUAUAAUAUGGUUAGAGAUCUGUUACUUUUAGUGGCUGGAUAGAUACUUUUAAAUGCGCUUGCCAUUUCGUAAAGUGCUUGAAUUAAGGCCGAAUUUAGUAAUAAAUACACGCCUAUUACCUACAAGGUGCACAAACACUAAUUACUCUUCUCCAUAUUAUAUUGUCAACAUAUUAUUUUUCACGAAAAGAAAAGAUUAUGUUUCUAGAAGAAAGGGUUAUGUUUUUCGAAUGUAACCCCCCAAGUAAAAAAAUAGAAAGACAGAAUUCCGUAGAACAAUGGUAACAUCUUACCCCUUCGCCGUCGCCGCCUUUUUUGACACGACUUAGUUGGACCGAAAGAGAAACUCAAUCUUGAUUUCGUUUCUACAGUACUCAUAAGAAGGGUUUUUUUGUUUCUUUCAAUAAAAAGAAUCAAUGGAGAAUACUAAAAAUAAAUAAUCAGACGGAAAUAUUUGGUUAUGUCCCUUGAUUUUAUGAUCCCGACGGUCAAAUUGUACUGUAGAUUUGUUCAUCCUUUUCAAGGGCAAAGGUUGAUUUGUUUGACAGGGUAUUGAGAGUCCAUCUUAUAUUUAACCAUAUAAAAACAGGAUAUGCAUUAGUAAUAGAUUCUACUACCCAUGUCACCACUUUAGAAGCACCCCCUCCCCCAAUCUUUUAAAAGGCUCACCUUUAUUAAGAGUUAAGGAAGGUGACAGACAUUAGCUUCAAAAUUUCGUCUCUGUAUGUGAAGAGAAGGAAUCAGAUUUGUGCCUCACCCUGAGAGAGAUCAAGAUUAUCACACGAAAGAAGUGGAAAGGAUUCUAACAAUAACAAACAGUCGAAUAUCUGGCUGCCUCUUUAACCCGGGUUGCUGACCAGAUAGUCAUCCGUUGGCCCGGUAUUACUAAACGUUUGUUCAAAAGCCACAACUUCUAACAUGGCAUGCUAAACAUUGACUCUGAUAUCGAUUUUUUUUAAAAACACUCAUCAAGAACAGGAAAUACAACCAAAUAGAGACAAAUAUUUUGGUGUAUUAUUUUAUCAUGAAUUUGUUUUGGAGGCAGGAUGUCAAAAUAUAUGCACAGCGGCAAUAGAAACUGUCCACUUGGAAAUAAGCCUGUAUUAUGAUUAUUAUUCAAUAUAUUUUAAAAAAUUUACGAAGACAUAUUUCAAAGUAAGUCAAGAAGUGACUUUAUGGUGGUGACAAACAUGCCCAGUGUGGGAAGAAAUAUUGCUUUUUUAUGAGUAAUUAUGGGAUGAAACAGUUGUAGGAGAGGCUGGGGAAGCUAAAAAUGCCUACAACUCAAAUUCCAUAAUUUUGAGCAGAAUCGGGACUUUGUGGAUGUACCCCUCUCCCCGCCCUUAAGUCUCCGUGUUGAAGCGGGGAUGUUGUCUAUUGUCCCAUAUUAUGCAUACUAUUAAGAUAUUAUCAUGUAAUGAUACACUGCAUUGUGAUGGUAUAAGCUAGUUGUGUUUGUUCGUUACAUCUUCAUCAUCUUUAUAAUUACCUAGAUCUAGUUAUUUCUUUAGCAGCCGUAAUCAUGAAAUAGCAUUAAGAUGUCUACAUAAGAGUUGUGAGCAUUGUCCUUGUCAUUAUGUUUCUGCUUGCCUUUUGUUCUCAAUAAAUACCUGUUGACUACUUUGACUUCUACAACAGCAAUAGUAGCAAUAGCUGUAGAAACAGCGACAGCAAUAACAACAACGAAAUCAAAAGCAACAACUACAGCAUUAUCUGUUUCCCAGACUGCUUAUCUGUAUAUCUGAAGUAAAACAUAUACUGCCAGCUUGUCUGUUUGUAUGUCUGUCUAUCUGUCAGUUUGUAUGCCUGUAUGUAUAUAUGCCUGCCCUGUCUGUCUAACACAUAAAUAUCUACCUCACUAACUAAUUACACCUAUCUGGAUUCAGCAUACAACUGAGUGUCCGAUCCUCAAGACUGAAAAUCAUAACUAUCAUUAAAACAUGCUCAAAUGUAUGUCGCAUUUUACGCGUGGAUCGUCAUUGUUGCUGAAAUAAAAAAUAAAAA